AUGCGGCUAUCAACAACGGCAGUAUUAUGUCUUGGCUGGACACUCAUAGACUCGGCAGCCGCCGUUGAUGUAGAUUGGACAUCGUCCAGCUCCAUUAAAGAUGCAGCGGCUACGCUUGCCUACGGGCUGAUGAAAUACUAUCACGGCAACAAUACCGGCGACACGCCAGGUAACCUGCCAGAUCCCUAUUACUGGUGGGAGGCUGGCGCGAUGUUCGACACUAUGAUUGAAUACUGGGCCUACACCGGCGACGAGAGCUACGUCGAUGUGACGUACCAGGCCAUGCAGCACCAGGCUGGUGACAACGACGACUAUAUGCCGUCUAACCAGACCAUGAACGAGGGAAACGACGACCAGGGAUUCUGGGCGAUGGCUGCGAUGGUAGCUGCAGAGCGCAAUUUUAAAAAUCCCGGAAGCGACGGCGUGCAGUGGCUCAAACUCGCCCAGGCCGUCUUUAACGAGUACGCCGGUCGAUGGGAUGCGGACAACUGUGGCGGCGGGCUGCGAUGGCAGAUCUACACAUUUAACAACGGCUACACGUACAAAAACAGCAUCGCCAACGGCUGCUUCUUCAACCUCGGCGCACGACUAGCCAGAUACACCGGCAACACCACCUAUGCUGAUUGGGCUACGAAAAUCUAUGACUGGAUGGUCGACGUGAACUUUAUCGACAGCUCCUACAACGUCUAUGACGGCGCCGGCUACGCCAGCAACGCCAACUGUACCCAAAUUGAUAAGGUGCAGUUCUCGUACAACGCCGGCAUCUGGAUGCACGGCGCCGCCGUCAUGUACAACUACACAAACGGGUCGACGACCUGGGAGACCCGCGUGCGCGGCCUCGUCAACCGCACGAGCGUGUAUUUCUUCAACAACAGCGUCAUGUACGAACCCUCGUGCGAGCCCCAGAGCACCUGUGAUACCGACGAGCUGUCGUUCAAGACCUAUCUGAUGCGCUGGAUGGCCGGCACCAUUCAGGCCGCCAGCUUCACCUACGACAUGAUAUAUCCGCUUAUGCUUGCCUCGGCAAAGAGUGCCGCCUUGCAGUGUGAUGGAACCGCCACCGCUUCCGACGGGUUCAAGGGCAUCAGCGGCACCGCGUGCGGGUCGCACUGGGUCGAUGGGGCCACGUGGGAUGGCACAAACGGCGUAGGCCAGCAGAUGGCUGGCCUCGCUGCCAUCUUUUACAGCCAAGUCAAUGCGUUCAACGUGUCGAGCCCUGUCACUACCAACACCGGAGGCACUUCGACCGGCGAUGCAUCAGCCGGCACGGCAACAACCAACAAAACGGCGUUGACAACUCUCUCUGCGAUCACUACGAGCGAUAGGGUCGGCGCAGGACUCUUGACGACGAUCAUUUUAGCGGCCAUGCUCUGCGCUUGUUUUUUUAUGAUCCGAGAUUAG
Molecule: messenger RNA, 1401 nt
Organism: Grosmannia clavigera kw1407
Lineage: Eukaryota; Fungi; Ascomycota; Sordariomycetes; Ophiostomatales; Ophiostomataceae
Product: cell wall glycosyl hydrolase
Exons: 3
Coding region: 1-1401 (466 amino acids)
Biological process (GO): fungal-type cell wall biogenesis; carbohydrate catabolic process
Molecular function (GO): mannan endo-1,6-alpha-mannosidase activity
Source: RefSeq, a predicted model, not a curated record